AUGGCCCGCCGCUGUUCUGCGCCCUACGACGACAGUCACUUGCCACGGCUGCUGCAUCAAGGGAGCAACUGCAGCAAGGACAGCAGCAGGACAGCCAGCAAAGGCACACCACUGUCGGCUAGAUCUGGCAGGACAUGCAGCAAGAGUUCAAUUCCGCCAGAUGCUGUGCCCAGCGUGCCCAGUCCCGGCAGUGGAGGCCGCAGCUGGUGCAUGGGUGGCGCUGCUGCGCGAAACUUGCGCCGAAUCAGUAUGGAACGAGGGCUCGUGCAUGAGAAGCUGCAAAGUAAGCAGGAGGAGGAGUUGCCCAGUUUCGAGGAGUUAUCCCGUGAUCUCCAGGGCUGGAAUGGCAGGUGGAAGAAGAAGAAGGCUUCGGCGCUCAUCCAGGAGCGGAUACGGAUCGACGAACUUGAGAUUGAGCAGAGGAGGCUUGACAUCGAGGAGCGCCACAAAAAGGCUGAGGAGAGGCGGGAACAAAGACGACGGACCAUCGAGAUUGAACAGCAUGAGCUCCAGGAAGAGGUCAAUCGUCACGAGGCACGUCAGAAGGCGCAACGCUUGGCCUGGGCACCCGGACGCGCGCCAUGGAACGAGCGCGAAAUUCAGAAAGGCUGGAGCCAGAUUCAGCUCUAA
Molecule: messenger RNA, 630 nt
Organism: Durusdinium trenchii
Lineage: Eukaryota; Dinophyceae; Suessiales; Symbiodiniaceae
Source: the annotation of a GenBank genome assembly